UCCCUCCUACCACUCUAGCUAGAAAAUGAAGAGAAAAUUCAUCCCUUCCGCCACCACCCCUACUUCUGUAGACAACAGCUGCCGCCGACGCCGAUUAUAUGAUCCUCAUUUCUUUCAGCCCCUCCUCCCCGGAUUCCGUCGCAGGCUUAAAAUCCCAGAGGAAUUCAUGAGUAGAUAUUUGGAUGAGGAGUUGAACAAGAAGAAGAAGAAGAAGAAGGUGUGUGAGAGCAGCUAUUCAACUCCUCCUGUUCUUUUGAGAAGCCAUAACAAAGAAUGGGUGGUCCAUCUCAGAGGAGGCAGGUAUCUUCAAAAGGGUUGGACCACGUUUGUUGAUCAGUACUUCGAUGAUGAUGAUGAUGAUAAUGAUAAUGAUAAUGAUAAUGAUAAUGAUGAUUCGAUGAAGAAGAAGAUGGAUGUCGGUGAUAUAAUCAUAUUCAAACACAAAGGGGACUUGAUUUUCGAUGUCUCUGUUUUCGAUGCCACCACUUGUUGCCAGAAACUACCAAAUCUUAAUACUCAAGAUCAUCAUCAAUCUCCUCUUAUAAACAACAGCAAGAAGAAAAAUCCAGGCCGACCGAAGAAGGAGAAGCCGCAAGAGCAGGAACAGAAACCUUAUACUGGAAAAAAGAGGAAAGCAGCAGAUAGUGUUUGCCCUUACUUUGACACACAAUUAAAGUUGAACAGCAACAUACUUAAGAAAACACUGUAUGUGCCAGUACGUUUUGUUAGGGCGAAUGGGUUAGAAAGGAACUGCAAGAUGAUACUAAAAGAUGAUAUAGGAAGGGAAUGGGAAGUGGAGGCUACAUUAUAUCCUCCGCAUUCAUAUUUAUACGUUUCAAAUGGUUGGAAUGAUUUUCAAAUUGGAAAUGGCCUCAAAGUGAAAGAUUGUUUCAGAUUUCAAAUCAUCAAGAAUGGCCCAAUUCCUGUUCUUCUCUUCUCUAGGCUGCCUAGGAAAACGAAAAAGAAGAAGAAAGAUGGUAAUGAUGAUGAUACAAGGAGGAAGAAGAAGAAGAAGAAGGAAGAUGGUGAUGAUGAUACGAGGAGGAACAACAGAAGAAGAUACACAACUUCGGCUCUAACUGAUUCAAGAACAUCUACAAUGAAGACAAAAACUAUCUCCGCCACCGCCUCUGCCGGCGUCACCGCCGCCUCCGACUUGGGAUACGAUCCUCACUUUUUCCAGCCCCUCCUCCCUGGAUUCCUCCGAAGCGGGAUUAACAUUCCAGAAGCAUUCAUGAUGAGAUACUUAAACGAAGAGUUGAAAAAGGAUCUCCCCGUAAUGAUCAGAAAGCAUAACAGAGAGUGGGAGGUUCAUCUCAGAGGCCGGAGACUCGAGAAGGGUUGGCCGGAGUUUGUUGUUUCGUACUACUCGUUUCCCGAUUCCGGCGACAAGAAGAAGAUGGACGUUGGUGACAUCGUAAUAUUCAAACACAAAGGAAACCUAGUAUUCGAAGUGUCGGUUUAUGAUGCCACCACAAGUUUAGAAAAAUUACCAUAUCACCGUCCCAAUAAAGAUAACAAUCAGUCAAUAAACAAGAAAAGGAAGAAGAAUGAGAUGAUGAAAAGUAAGUAA
This is a messenger RNA of Impatiens glandulifera, 1573 nucleotides long. RefSeq names its product B3 domain-containing protein REM5-like. Lineage: Eukaryota; Viridiplantae; Streptophyta; Magnoliopsida; Ericales; Balsaminaceae. Bases 26 to 1573 code for a protein of 515 amino acids. The transcript is spliced from 7 exons. Gene Ontology annotation, molecular function: DNA binding. The record is from RefSeq and is a predicted model, not a curated record.